Acaulospora morrowiae is the source of this 1341-nucleotide messenger RNA. The record is from the annotation of a GenBank genome assembly. NCBI's taxonomy places the organism in Eukaryota, Fungi, Glomeromycota, Glomeromycetes, Diversisporales, Acaulosporaceae.
AUGGUUUUUGAAUUUGAAAAAAUUAUUAGAGAACAAACGACAACCGAAUGUGAAUCGUGGAUGAUGAACAACUCAAUAGAUAAUGUAUUUCAAAAAGAAGGCAUCGCGAUUUACCAAUUCAACAUGUUUGAUGAGGUGAAUCCGAUUGAUCCAACCGAAGCAGCAACCGAGGGCGUCUUCAAGGCGACCCUGAGGAAUAACAGAAAAGCCGUAAUUCUUAAACGAAUUCAUCUAAGCGAAGAAUUUAAUUUAAAUGACUUGAUUAACGAGACCUCUGAAAAUCUCUUUGUUCACAACGAAAGCAUUAAACUAUGCAGCUUCAAGGUGUCCACAAGGAUGUCUGCAUCCAGAAAGUUGACCGAAAAAUUCCGGGAUUCAGUUCAAUAUUUGGAUUCUCAGUAUUUGAGGCUAUGCGACUCCACGGAGUGUAGAAGGAGUUCAGACAUAUACAGCUUGGGUGUCCUUAUGCGGGAAAUUGCGUGCGGCGACACCCAAUUCGAGUCGAUACCGGAUUCAGGUCAUUUGUCAAAAAAUGAAUUAUUGAAUCACAUUAAAAAGUGUAAUGUAAAUAAACCUAUUGCGGGUAUACCUCGUGGAUAUUUCAAGAUUUAUACAGAUUGUAUGCAACACGAAGAAAGGCUUCGCCCGGAUAUUUCGCAAGUUUUCAGGGAUCUCAAGAAAAUCAAUGUCUCGGAUAAAAUAAGCGAACUCGAGAUUUUAAUACCGCUUUUCAAUGACAAUCAAAACAAGAGUUUGAUAAAAGCCGACAUCCUAAAUGCCGAGGAUGUUAUACCCGAAUCUCAAUCCAAAUCGUUGAAAAAGUCCGACGAAUCCACGGUUCGCUCUUCCACGGAGACUGACAUGUUCAUUAAAAGUCUAUUCCAUUUUUUCACGAAUUUAUUCUUUAAGCAACAUCUUGUCAUGGCACCGGUUUUGAUUAAAAAGUAUAUCAAAGAUCACAAGAAGAACCCGGUCAGAGUAUUUCAUCAGUUGCUCCAAAAUCGAAAUCGAUCCUACUUUACGAGCAUGAUAGGUUGCUUUUAUCAAUACGGGAUUGGUGUUGUGGUAGAUUACAAAAUGGCAUUCGAAUACUAUUCGCUGGCUGCUAAUGAUACUUUCGAUUUCGAGAAUGAAACGCCAAAUGAGAUGCCCAAUUCCGAAACGUGGAGUAAAUCGUUCAAAAGUCAACGUAUGACAGGCAUCAGAUAUAUGAACGGAACUGGUAUAACAAAAGAUAUCAUAAAAGCUAUAUUUUGGCUGCAAAAGGCCGCGGAUAAUGGAGAUACCGAUGCUAUUGACGAGUUGGAGGACAUAAUUGGUUUUAUGUUCUUACUGUUAUAA